Molecule: messenger RNA, 960 nt
Organism: Ramularia collo-cygni
Lineage: Eukaryota; Fungi; Ascomycota; Dothideomycetes; Mycosphaerellales; Mycosphaerellaceae
Product: related to SER3-3-phosphoglycerate dehydrogenase
Exons: 1
Coding region: 1-960 (319 amino acids)
Molecular function (GO): oxidoreductase activity, acting on the CH-OH group of donors, NAD or NADP as acceptor; NAD binding
Source: RefSeq, a predicted model, not a curated record
AUGUCAAAACCAAAAGUCUUCGUCCUAAACCCCUACCACCCAGAAGCAAUCGCACUUCUCCAACAAUCCCCAGAAAUCGACUGCGUCCUCCCCGACGACGCGAACAUCUCAAAUUGGCACGACCAAGCCCACGGGAUCCUCAUCCGCUCAGACACAAAAAUCACAUCCUCAGACAUCUCCCAUGCCCCAAACCUCAAAGUAAUCGUAAAACAAGGAGUAGGAGUCGACAACAUCGACCUCUCAGCCGCCAAAGAACACGGCAUAAUAGUCUGCAACACCCCAGCCAUGAACAGCGAAACAGUAGCCGAACUCACCCUCACCCUAGCCCUCUGCAUCGCGCGAAGAAUUCAAGAAAUCGAUCGAAAACUCCUCCGGGGCAAAAAAUUGAUCCGUUCAAACCUCCUCGGACAAUCCCUCCAUGGGAAAACUCUUGGAAUAAUCGGAAUGGGAAAUAUCGGGAAACAAGUCGCGAGAAAGUGGAUUGGAGCUAUGGAAGGGAAGAUUCUCGCUUAUGAUCCCAUGCUUCCUAAUGGUGCGUGGGGAGACAUCGAGCAUAGAAGAAUCGUAGAUUUGGAUGAAUUGUUAAAGUGUGCGGAUGUGGUAACACUACAUGUUCCCCUAACGGAUACAACCCGCGGAAUGAUAGGAAAGCGAGAAUUCAAUCUGAUGAGAAAGAACGCGAUUUUUUUAAAUUGUGCUCGGGGAGGAUUAGUCGAUGAGGAAGCUUUAUUGGAAGCAUUGGAAGAGGAUAAGAUUUUUGGCGCGGCGUUGGAUGCGUUGGAGAUUGAACCCCCGACGUUAAAGGCUUAUAAUCAAUUGCUUGCUUGUGAGAAUUUUGUUCUUACGCCACAUGUUGGUGCUACGACGGAUGAGAAUCAGAGGGCGAGUGGGAUGGUGGCUGUGGAGACUUUAUUGGCUGUGUUGGUUAAUGGGGAAGAGGUUACGAAUCGUUUGGUGUGA